Schistocerca piceifrons (Central American locust) is the source of this 3289-nucleotide messenger RNA. RefSeq names its product transcription factor Dp-1 (gene Dp). Gene Ontology annotation, cellular component: transcription regulator complex; nucleus. Gene Ontology annotation, molecular function: RNA polymerase II transcription regulatory region sequence-specific DNA binding; DNA-binding transcription factor activity, RNA polymerase II-specific. NCBI's taxonomy places the organism in Eukaryota, Metazoa, Arthropoda, Insecta, Orthoptera, Acrididae. The coding region runs from base 335 to 1738 and encodes 467 amino acids. The record is from RefSeq and is a predicted model, not a curated record. Gene Ontology annotation, biological process: regulation of transcription by RNA polymerase II; regulation of cell cycle. The transcript has 11 exons.
CAUUGUGCCUGCCGCCAAGCUCAUCUCAGGUGUAGGUACUCGAAUGGGUGGUAUUUUGUACGAAGUUCUGUGCUCGAUUUUGAAAUGUAAAGUAACGGUUGAAGCGUAACUAUGUGAAACGUGUAUGUUUUGGCUACGCUGUAUUCGAAGAGGAGACAGUAUUUUAGUGUGAACAGUGAGAAAGAGUGGAGAAAUGUUGAGCGUUUGCAGUCGCCAUUUUGCAGCAUCGAAGAAGGCUGACCUGAUCGUUGGCGAAAUGACCAAUUGAUUUUGAAGGAACUGACAAACUGCUUGAAGCAAUUUUUUAUACCAUUAAAGUGUCAGGAGUCCCAUAAUGACCCAGCAAAACAAUACAGUGAAUUUUCUGAUUCAUGAUUCGAAUGGUCAGCCCCAAGUGAUUAAAUUAGUACAAACACAUGCUACAAAAUCUCACAAUAAUGUAGCAGUUGAUAAUCAAGCUCUGAAGACAAUAUUUAAAGCGCCUAAUCAAGAUGGUAGCCAGGGUGCUGGUGUGAUCUCAUCUGCACCACAGGUUCUCCGAACACUUAGUUUGCAAAGUCCAAAAACAUCUGGGCAGAGGUCUUCACACAUUGUAACCAUACCUGUUCAGUCAUCUGGUUCCAUGAAAGUUCAAACAUUGAAAUCAUCAGAGCCUACUCUUCUGCCAAAGACAAUACAUUUAGCUUCUAAUCCAAUGGUUUUAAGUACUUCUCAGCGAAUAGCUGCACAGCAUGUUCUGCCAACAAAUCCACCAAAGAAUUACAUCUCUCCAAUCCUUGAUCACAGUGGAUCUCGAAAACGUCAAGAAAUGGAGAAUGAAUUUAUGCCAGAGUACAAACGAAGAAAAAGUGAAAAAGUUGGAAAGGGACUUAGACAUUUUUCAAUGAAGGUAUGUGAAAAAGUGCGCAAGAAGGGCACAACGUCCUACAACGAGGUUGCUGAUGAGUUGGUUGCUGAAUUUACAAAUCCAAAUUUAGUAAUUUCACCAACAGAUCAGCAAUAUGACCAGAAGAACAUCAGGAGAAGAGUUUAUGAUGCUUUGAAUGUCCUUAUGGCUAUGAACAUCAUCUCCAAAGAAAAAAAAGAAAUACGAUGGCUGGGUUUACCUACAAAUUCGCUUCAAGAAUGCCUUACUUUAGAAAAGGACAAACAGAAAAGAAUUGAAAGAAUAAAAGUUAAAACACAACAGUUGCAGGACCUUAUUUUACAGCAAAUAUCAUUCAAAAAUUUGGUGGAGAGGAACAAGAAAAUGGAGGAAGAGUGUGGUGCACCACUUCCAAACUCCGCAAUCCACUUGCCUUUCAUAAUUGUUAACACAAGUAAGAAGACUGUUAUUGACUGCAGUAUAUCAAAUGACAAGACCGAGUACGUGUUCAAUUUUGAUAACAAGUUUGAAAUCCAUGAUGACAUCGAGGUCCUGAAACGAAUGGGCAUGGUACUAGGUCUUGACAGAGGAGAGUGCUCAGAUGCAGACCUGCAGAAGGCCAAAUCCAUGGUUCCCAAAGCCUUGGAAAAUUACGUUGUCCAAUUAGCCAGUGGGCACUUGGAUACAGUUCUGCCAGAUUUGGAAGCCGGGCCAAGUUCAUCUCUUUCUGUGGAUGACCUGGAUGCUAGUCUUGGCGUCAAUGAACUUUCAAGACCAUCGUCACAUGCAUCAUUAUCUGAUCCAUUGUCUCCUUCUAUACAAGAUUUUUCUGAUGAGGAGUCUGACAUUUCGAGUGACCUUGAAGUAAAUUAGUUGCCUUGACACUCACUGUGAGACUGUGAAAAUGUGUAUGUUCUUGCUGGAGUGUUGCAUCGUAUCAGUUUUACAAGUGUAUAUUUAUUUCUUCUUCUUCCUUCUCCUCCCCCCUCCUACUGCCCCCCCCCCCCCCCCUCCUCCUCCUCCUCCUCCUCCUCAUCAUUCUUAUUCAUUGAAUCUCUUGUCUGAAAGUAUUGCAGUCUUUGACAUUGUUUUCUGAACUGCCUGGUGCUUAAUUCUAUUUAUAUGUGUAUUUAUAGGGCUGCAAAAGGCUGGUACUGUUGUCUUUUCCUUAUUUCUCAGUUUGUUACUACUUGAGCACCCUACCAGCAAGUCAUAUUCACCGUCCAGCCAGAUAAAUAUUAGUACAUUUUUCACUGUAAUAAUUGACAGGAGAAUUGCAGUUGUAAGAAGCCUUUGGACAGUGUGUUAUUUGACAGGGACCAUAGUAAUUGGAUCUUUAAGCUUGAAUUUAUGGAAUAAAAUUUUAUGAUCAUUGUACAUUGAAAGAGCUUCAGUAACAUUGUAAGAAAGUCUGUGUAAUUUUAAAUUGGAUUUACACAGGUUUUUUUUGUUCAAUAUUUCAAAAGAAGAGCAUUGCAAGAAAUGGGCUUGUAAUUGGCAACAACCAUAUAUUUCACUGGCACUUUACAGAUGAUUUGUUGUUACAAUAGUCAGUCAUGGUAUGAAAGUUUAAUGCCACAGUUAGAUCCACACUACAGUAUUUUCUUCUGCUAUGUAGUUGCUUUUACUAGUUGUUACAAAACACAAAGCGUUCUCUUAUUCCAAUUUUAGUGUGUCUCACGACAGUGGAAUGAGGAUGUGACUGUUGAUAUAAAGAAAAAUUGCAACUAAUAAAAUAUAUUUUUAAAAUUAAUAACUGAGCUGCAAUUAACAUGGUAAAGUUUCUUUCUGCCAGUUAUUACUGUAAGUUGAUUGUGGCCUGUGGAGAGCCAUCAAAAAGUUUUUCACUACAUAGAGCACAUUUUAUCAGGUACAAAUGGAGGGUGAAAAAUCACAGUGCUUUCUUUACUCUAAUUUUUUGUUUUUAUAUGAAAUAUGAACUUACAUUAGUGUGUUGCAAUGGUUGUACGUAGCUAUGCAAUAAACACUGUAAAUAGAAAGUCUGUGAUUGUUUACCUUAAAUGGUAGUCUUUGAGAGCUUCUUGAGUGUGAUUAAUAUUGUAUAAAAAUGUAAACAAUUGUUAAUAGUGAUGUUCCUUGUUAUGAGGAAUUCUGGCAGGACUAGAUUUCUGCUAUAACUUUUAAAUGCCUCUUUGCUUUCAUUCCAAAAUGAGAUGAGGCUAAUCAGAUGUAACUCAGGAUACCAUGUGCCCAAUGAUUUCAGUGAAAUUAUUUUUACGAAGCACCCUUGUAUGUGGGGAUAUCCAAGACUGUUGGAUACUGUUUUGAAUGUAGUGUAGACUUGUUUUAUAGUAAAAUGUAAUUAGGUUGCAUGCAUACAUUUGUGCAUUUGUACAUCAUUGUCGUCAUCAUCAUCAUAAUUUUACAUGUUAAAACAAUAAAACUGCAAUGAUUGCUGCUGCA